This is a messenger RNA of Frankliniella occidentalis (western flower thrips), 4336 nucleotides long. RefSeq lists its product as uncharacterized. The record is from RefSeq and is a predicted model, not a curated record. The coding region runs from base 333 to 2267 and encodes 644 amino acids. Gene Ontology annotation, biological process: single strand break repair; base-excision repair. NCBI's taxonomy places the organism in Eukaryota, Metazoa, Arthropoda, Insecta, Thysanoptera, Thripidae. Gene Ontology annotation, cellular component: nucleus. The transcript is spliced from 9 exons. Gene Ontology annotation, molecular function: damaged DNA binding.
GUGUGAGCAGAAGCCGCGGUGGCCUCAAGGUUAUGGCGGGCGGUCAUCCGGCCAUGAACCGGUUGACAGCCGGGUCCUCGUUCACGUAGCUGUUUAAAUAACAUCAGCGCAAUGAUGUGUCGUGUCCUGAAGUCCACCUCCUGCGUCUUCGUCCACUUUUUGCCAUUGUCAAGACCUGAGGGCUCACCGUUUCAAUCCUUGGUUCUUUGCUGUUCCCGGGAACCCAGGUGGUCCCCUUUUCUCUAUACACGGAACGACCCAUUUUCUUCUGAUCCGUGAUUUGCUUCGAGUUUCAGCCAGUUAGCGUUAAUGUAAGACAUCCCCCUACAAAUAUGACACUUCCAAAUUCAAUGAAUCAAUGGCUAUGUCAGAAAGGAGAAGUGAAUCAUUCAAUGUCGGCUACCUUUAAACUGGCAAGUCUUUCUUGCAUUGGAAGAGUCGAUAUUGGUAAUCACUCAUCAGCCAGUGUCUCUGUAUUAGUUGCCCGAAGUGGCAGCAAAGAUUUUAAGGAAUUAACACCUCCAAUUGUUUUUCGUAAUGAGAAUGACUGUCGAGAUGGCAACAACAAAAAUUGUGUCAGAAUAUUGUCCAGCUCACAAUUUCGUGAUGAUACCAGGCAUGAGAUGUGGGAUUUGGUUCGUGUUGUUUGUUACCAACCAUUUCGCCGUCCUGAAGAUGAGCUGUUUGGAUUAUCAUUUUUUAAAAUAUUUGAUGCCCCCUCACAGUCUCCUACCAUUAAUAGUAUGCAGAGGUUCAAAGAGACUGCGUUUCGAUCAAGCAUCACAGCCAAAAAAGAAGUGUUAUUUUCUAGUAGUAUGACUCGGGCUGAGAAAAUGUUGGCUGCUUCCAAAACAUCCCCCAUUAAUGGUGUUAAAACCCCUUCAGGCAGUGAUGAUGAUUUUUUUAAAGCAACGAUAAUUAGUUUGCUGGAGGCGAAUACAAAUGUAUUGAAAGCUAAAAGCAUUCCUGAUGCCAAGUGUGAACUCUCUCAAAAACUCCAAGAUAUGAUGGGGAAAAAAUUCACUAUUUACGAAACUAGAACUUUUAAUCACACAUUCCGGAACUAUUUGGCUUCCUCAAAAGAUAAGCUUCCCUCUGGAAUCCUGACUCCCAGAGCAUCCAACAAUCAAACUUUAACAUCUUUGGGGUGCAGGAAGCUAGAAGACACAAAAAUGAGUCUGUUAAAACCUCAAAGUGACUCUUUCAACACAUUCAACAAUCAAACAGUGUACUGGGCUGAAGUACACCACAACCAUGGGAUGAAAGAUGGACCUGUGUCCUAUAUGGGACGCAGUGGUAAAGAGAACACUCCCUACUUACUGGAAAAGAACAGUUUGAGCAAUGGGAAUGGCAUUUUGGAAGACGCCCACCUGUCAGGUGCAAUAACGGAAAGAAAGAAUUGUGUUGACUCAUCUCCGUGCGACAAGUAUUCCCCCAGGGAUUCAUGGAAGAAUCGAAAUGAUAAAAAUAGAUGUGACUCUUCUGAGAGUAGCCCUGAUGCGUGGUUGAAGCGCAAAUCUGAUCCUAGUGAAAGGUCACAGUCAGCAAGCAAGAAAAGACCACGUGAAAGUAUAUCAACUGAAGAUAACUGUAGUGAAUCCGUAACUGUGAACAGGGUAACACCCAGCGGGGGUUGGCUUCUUAAUGGUUCUGGUCUUCACAAGAAAAAGUAUUCUCCUGUAGAUGAAAACAAACAGAACACAGUAAAGUUUCCCUACAGAGUAUCUCCACCACCACCCCCUGAUCGGCCCGCUUCACCUUUACCUCUUGUUGAUGAUAUUGAUCAACCUUCAACUUCCAGCCGUGAAACUGUAGCAGAGCGCAACAUUCGUAUGGAUUUCGAACGAAGAUUGGCUGAGCGCAGCCCACCUGAGAGGGUUGUUCAGAGAACAUCUGCUGGUAAAGUUAAGGGACCAUUCUGCACAAAGGGCAUGAACACUAACGAUUCACCCUUGAGAAGAUUGUCCCUUUGUGACGAAGGGGAAGAAAUUGACUCACCUUCAGCACGCCGAAAACUCUCUUUUGUCCGUCAAAAUGGCCAAGAUGCAGACAGUGGAGACCUAGUGGAAUGUCCUGUUUGCAAAUGUUACUUUGAAGGCUGUGACAUAAAUAAGCACCUUGAUGAGUGUGUCCCUUCACCCAUGAAGAAAGUGGAUGAUGGGGAGAACGAUGAUGAAAUGGCCUGUCCAAUUUGUGGUCUUUGGCAGCCAAAGGAUACAGUAGCAGCUCAUGCAGAUGAAUGUGCCCAGAAAAGAUAUGGUGCUUAAAACUGAAAGUAUUAAGCAUCUUUCACCAUGUUCAAGUUACCUGUUUUUUUAAGUCGUACUUGAUAAUAUCUUUUUUCUUUGCAAUCUAACCAACUGCAAUAUGAGAUUAGCUUCCCUUUUUUAAUAAGUAAGUGAUAAGGUUUGCCGAAUGUUAUUUAGGCUGCCAUAGUAGUCACAGAAACUUGUUCACUUCGGUUUUAUUGAAGAAAACUUUAAAGUGGCAUAAUUGAAUGUGACGGUUUUAAAUCUACCGGUAGUAGUCGUAACCAACUUUGUGUCCUUAUAUUGUAAGUUUUUCAAACUCUCCAAAUAGCUCAACAUCCUGAAAUUCAUUGAAAGCUUCUUAUCAAUUUGUUGUCUUGAUAAAUAGCAGUUUUCUUACUUUCUUAUAAUAAAUGUUUGAUCCACUGCCAAUUAUCAAUAAUUACUGCCGUUUAUAAUACUCAUGCUGGAAUGAGUGUUCUCAUCACUUAGAUUUGAUUUAAUAUGUAAUUUACUAUAUUUUUUUUUUUUUACUUUUCCCUUGACAAUACAUAAGUGUUUCUUUUCCAUUUUAUAAGACAGUGGACUUAUACGUUGGUCUGAGGGGCCAAUGUGUUUUAGGAAUCUUUCGCAAUAUUGGUGCCCGAGGUAAUUCUGAUGUAGUGCCCAGCACCAAGCAAGCUAUGGGAAUGAGACCUCUUUGACUGUAAGCAUUUAGCUGGCAUAGCUUGCUCUUUGCAGGGCUUUUUUUAAUAAGGGUUUCAGCGUCAUAUGUUGAGUAUGCAUUUUGUCUAACAGUGUUUGAAAUGAAAUAAGAUGUGUAAAUCACUGUAAUUUGUGAUUCAUUUUCUUAAAUGUAACAUUAUGGUUUCCAUGUUGACUUAUGACUCAAUUCUUUAAAUAAAUGAAAGUCUAUCUCCUCAGCUUGUGGUACGGGUUAAAAAGUUUAUUAGGUAUUAUCAGUGUUGAAUUUUAUUUGUAGUUAGUCAAUACGUCAUUGUAUGAUAACUGUUUUCUUUGAAAUGUUCUUAAGUAAGAUUUUCGUGUAAUUGUAGUCCUAUUGUACAUCUAUUUUUUUUCUUUGCACAUGUACUAUAAUUGAGUGAGCUCUACUUUUAAUUUAUGUUUAUAGAGGUGUGUUUCAUAUUUGUUACAUCCCCAUUGGAUGAAAAAGUACAAACCAAAGUUUAUGUAUUUCAGCAUUACUUUAUUCCAUGAUUACAGGGCCUUGUCAAAAUAAGAUCAGGUUAAUCAAUUAAUGUAAAGCUUUGACUGCCUGCCUGCCGUGCAUGUGGUUACAAAUUCCCUGUAAUGAUGGACUUUUGCAAUGCAAGUUGUUACCAAGCUGGUUAUGUUCCAGUCCCUACUGACAUUGACAGUCAGGUGAUCAAAAGAAUAUUGAAGUUUUCAGUUUUGUUUCCUGUAUCAGCUAAGUAAGUACUCAGUUAAUUUUUGGUAGGGCUUCAAUCUAACAAUAUGUGUUUUCAUCACAUAUCCUUUUCAUUUUAACUCAUGUAAAAAUUCUUCAUUCUUUUGAGCUCCUAAUUGCCUUUUUACAAUGCCAUUGUGGUAGUAGCUUAAUUACAAUUCUAAUUAAUGUAAUGUUAUUGGAUCUCAAAAUAUUUUUCAUAGCAAUUUCCCGAUUUUACCUACUACAAUUGAUGUCAAUCAAUAUUAAAGGAUCAGAAAAAACUCCUUUCUUAAAAAACAAAUCUCUAUAUUUAUUCAUCUUACUGGGAGGUUCUAAGUCCUUAAAUUAGAUUCAAUUGUGUACUUCAAGUCUUCUUUUUUUUUUACUGUUUUACCUGUUAUGUUUAUAAUUGUCUUCAUAGUUCUCAUUGAAACAUUUCUUUUAAGAACUUAAAUGAGGGUUGGGUAACGAGUGUUCCUAACUUUGUAGAACUUGCAGAGAUUUUUCCAGCCAGUGCAGUUAGUUUUUUUAUUGUUAUGAUCUUGCAUAGCUGAAAUUUUACCUGCGAGUUGUAUUUGUUAGAAUACUUCAGGUAUUUGACGCUUGCAGGGUUUGUUUACUUAAAAUAAAGAGAUCUCUCUAUCCUGCAGGGGAAGAGAGUGUGAGUGGUUUUUAA